GCGGCGGGCCCCGGCCGGGCCUCUCCGCCCUGCUCUCCGGCGGUGAGCUCCGCACGGCUGGGUCCCCCGGCACGUAGGACGCGUUCGGUCUGGCCGGGUUAACCUCGCUGGAAAUGCCUCUGCGGUUUCCGUGUGGGGGGAGAGCAGGUCCCCGAAACACCUCCCCGUUUCAUCCGUGGGGUACCAGAAGACGCUUCAGUGGUGAUACCUCUUUCACAAUGCAAGUUAUGAAUGAAAUGAAUUCACUAAUAUCCCCUUCCUCACCCUGAUCUCCGAUAGACUUCCUGUAGCGCUUGGAAGAAAGGGUCAGGGGAGAAGGGUUGAAGGUCACCAUGAAGCUAAAGCAGCGAGUUGUGCUGUUGGCCAUCCUCCUUGUCAUCUUCAUUUUCACAAAAGUUUUCCUGAUUGACAACCUGGACACCUCAGCUGCCAACCGGGAGGACCAGCGCGCCUUUCACCGGAUGAUGGCGAGCCUCCAUGUUGAGCUGGACCCCCGCCUCGACCACACGUUGCAGUCCCCUUGGGAGAUUGCAGCCCAAUGGGUGGUACCCCGGGAGGUGUAUCCCGAGGAGACGCCCGAGCUCGGGGCUGUUAUGCACGCCAUGACAACCAAGAAAAUAAUAAAAGCUGAUGUGGGAUACAAAGGGACCCAACUGAAAGCUUUGCUAAUACUUGAAGGAGGACAGAAGGUUGUCUUCAAACCCAAGAGAUACGCCAGGGAUUAUGUAGUGGAAGGAGAACCAUACGCUGGCUAUGACAGACACAAUGCAGAAGUGGCGGCCUUUCACUUGGAUAGAAUUCUGGGUUUCCGACGAGCUCCACUGGUGGUUGGCAGGUUUGUGAAUCUACGGACAGAGAUCAAACCAGUAGCCACAGAGCAGCUCCUGGGUACCUUCAUGACUGUGGGUAAUAACACUUGCUUCUAUGGGAAGUGCUACUAUUGUCGGGAAACAGAACCAGCUUGUGCAGAUGGGGACAUCAUGGAGGGGUCAGUGACCCUGUGGCUACCAGAUGUCUGGCCUCUUCAGAAACAUCGGCACCCGUGGGGCAGGACAUACCGUGAAGGCAAGCUUGCCAGGUGGGAGUAUGACGAAAGCUAUUGUGAUGCUGUGAAGAAGACUUCACCUUACGACUCGGGCCCACGUCUUCUUGAUAUCAUUGACACCGCCAUCUUCGACUAUUUGAUUGGAAAUGCUGACCGGCAUCACUAUGAGAGCUUCCAGGAUGAUGAAGGAGCCAGUAUGCUUAUCCUCUUGGAUAAUGCCAAAAGCUUUGGAAACCCUGCCCUGGAUGAAAGAAGCAUCUUGGCUCCUCUUUAUCAGUGCUGCAUCAUCCGGGUUUCUACCUGGAACAGACUCAAUUAUCUGAAGAACGGAGUACUGAAGUCUGCCUUAAAAACUGCUAUGUCCCAUGACCCCAUCUCACCAGUGCUUUCUGACCCUCAUCUGGAUGCCCUAGACCAGCGGCUUCUCAGCAUUCUGGCUACAGUGAAGCAGUGCACAGACCAGUUUGGGCCAGAUAUUGUGCUGGUGGAAGACAGGAUGACACUGUCUCAUUUGUAAUUGUAGUGGAACACAGAUGAAACUCCUUUUUUUAAAAAACAAACAAAAAAGCGAUAGGAAAACAGCACAAUCAGUUGGGAAAGGCUGUGGCCAAGGUGAACUGAAAUGACCAGGAGAGCUUCUGAGCCAGAGAAACAGAGGUGACACUGGCUUUUACCUUCGGCUGACAGCGGUGAGAGGUGGGAAAUUGGAGCCUUGGAUGGCUCAGUACCUGUAAGGGCAUCUUGGCCAUUGUGGUGUGUCCAUUGCCGGCAGUGGACGUUGCACUGGAUAAAAAUGGCUCUUGACGUUGGUGGAAGUGUGUGAAAUACAGACACUAAUUUGUGGACUGAAUCUAGAGGAGAUGAACAGUGUGAGCCUCUCCCCUUCUCUUCCCCACACACGCUCUUGCGAGUUUUUGUCUGAUUCAGGGUUGUAUAUAAUCAGCUGUGAGCUGGUUAGGCAUUUUACUGCUUCUUUAGAGAAUGAGGAAGUGGUGAAUAAAAUAAUUAUUAGACCGAAGAGUUGUGCCAUCCCCCCGGGGGUGGGAUGUUCUUCUGAAUGCCAUUGGGGUGGGAGAGGGGACCUCUGCUGCUCAAUUGUCUUUUCCUCGAUAAAAGACUAGGAAUGGGCUUUGCCUUGUGUUAAUGCUUCAGUGUUUUUGCUGAAGUCCUAUCAAAGAUUUAUCCACAGGGUUGGAGAUUUAGGGGAGGACAGGGUGGUUAUACAGCACUUGGUAAUUAAGAAGUUAAGGUAAGUUUCCAUGUGUCCUGUCAUUGUUUUCCAUUUAUAAGGAAUAUGGCAAGGUCUGAGUAAAUAUUCUUGCAGUCCUGUGUCCAUAUUAACCAAAUUUUCAUUGUAUUGUAGCUGAGGAGGAGGAUAGAAUCUGUCCUUGGAAGCAGGUUCUGUUUAGUGAGGACGUGCUGCUUACUCUGUGCCCUAUUUGAUGUGGGGAGUCUGGGCACCUUGUGCUGGCAAAGGAGAGGUGUAUUGCUGGACUUCCCCAGUAACCACCAGCUGUGGGCAAGGCCCCAAAGAGUGGAGCAAAACCUGAACUGUGCUCGCUCUUCUUCAGCAUCUCAUACAGAGGGAGCUUCCUGCUGCUUGAUGUUGUAAUCCCAGCUCAGUGCUGCUGCUUUGUGGACACCAGCUGUUUUUCAGUCGCACCAUCUACCUGGUCUGGCUUGUGGCUGAGCUGAGAAGCUGUGAACACUUGCAGUUACGUUUUCUGCCUUCCCCAGCUGCUUCCUGCAACCCUCUCUGGGAUGUUGACUGGGCUGGUCGUCCUGGGCUCCUCACGCCUAAUGGUUUUGCUGUAGAGAAAGGAGAGUUGGUCUGAGUUGGCUUUUCAGGGCAGACUUGUAGCACUUGCCUUGCGUUAGUCCUGUCAUCCUUCAGCACCGCGUCAGCCUGUACUGUGGAUGAGCUUGUGGCCAUAAAACUUGUGAUGCUUGCGGUAGGCCUGAGUCUGUGUCUCCAGAAGGGAAGCAGCUUCUUCGUUAUGUUUCCAAAUUUAGCAGCUUUGCAUCUAUUUUCAGUUCAGACAGUAUGGUUCUUAGAAGUAAGGAAAGAGUUCACUUCCCAAAGUGAUUAUGUAUUAUUGGACUUGUGAGCAAGGGCAGCAAAAUGUCGGUUUAAGACCUUUUCCCUGUCUGUCAAAAUUUCCCUAGCUCUACGGUCGUGUGCUGGGCAGAUCAAGAGCUGUUUCCUGUUCUUGCACCUGCUGCCGUACCUGAUCAAAGAGGUGUUAGUGGAAGAGUUUAUUUUUAAUAUGAAGUUUUAUUUUGCUGAAAUCUUUGUUGUUUUUCAUUGCCUGAGUGCAGUACCUUGAUAGUAGAACGCAACUGUUCACCUGAAAUUGAAUUUUACGUUCUUCUAGAUCUCUUCUGGACUUGGCCACGUCACAGACCCAUCCCACGGUUAGGAUGGGAUGUGAAGUUACUCAUUGGUGUUACCAGUCAGGUCUGUAACGCACAGCCUGCUUUUAGGACACUGGUGUUGAGCUAGUGCCUGAUUAUCACUGUACUUGAUGAAAUAAGGUGUGUUUAGAAGCCAUGGUCCCUUUGGUGAGUUGAAACCACCAUCGCAGAGGUGCCUUGUGGGUUCUCUACGGGAUUGCGCUGCUCCCUCCCCGGCUGGGCUGGCCGGUUGCUUGGCUGGCUCACGUUUUGGUGGUUGAGCGAGACAGCGUUGGCAAGUAGUGCAGACAACAGUUAGGUGGUUAGUGAAUGCUUUUAUUCUGAAGCAGAACAGAUGCAUACUGAGGCAUUUUGGCAUGAACUGUUUCCCAGGGAACUGAAGAUGAUUUACACAAAGGGGAGACAGUGAUGCACAUGGUAGUGGCUUAUAGCAUUUUUAAAAGCACGUUCUUUGAGCUUAAUCAUAAGCACUUAAUAUUUUGGGAAGGAUCUACCAAAAUUUGAAGUUCUGAUUUCUGUAUGAUCAUUCUUGAUCAUUUACAUUUGAUUUAUUAAUGGAUUCCAGAAAACCCUCUUUCUAUCUUUAUAAAUCAAAUUAGUUUUCGGGGCUUAUGUAUUGCUUGUUUAUGGGGCUCUGAGCUGAAGCUUUUGCCACCAGAUGGAACUUGGGGGAUCAGUUUUCCCCAGUAUGAAUGUCAAAGACAUAAAGCACUGUAUUAGUUUACUUGUAAACAAUGGGCAUGAAGUCCAGCAUCAUCAGUAGGAGGAAGCAAGAAACAAUUGCUUUUUCCUUUUUUUUGUUGUUCAUGUGGAUGCUUCUGGUCACUGUAAACACCACAAGAGCUUGGUGUUCGGCAGCAGGAAAGAAGAAUAAAUUCCUCUCUUACCCAAAAAAUCAGGAAUAUCUGAUUUGGCCUCAUUACAAUCUCUGGCUUUUUGGCAAUGAUCAUUGUCUUGCUUAAAUACAAAACCCUGAGUAGUUUUAGAAUCAGUUGUAACUAUUGCAAAGGGAAUCAGAAGCAGCACCCGCAUGCAAACAGGAUCUGCUUGAAUCUCUGAAAACCAGUGUCAUUUGUGAGGCAGGUGCUGUGCUCUGUUGAUGAGGUUUUCUUGACACCUUCUAAUUCUUGUUCGCUGUGCACACUGUCACUUGCUGGCUCCAGAUGUUACAAAAUGGUUGUGUUGUGGAUAUUAGUAAUAUCAGAGCGCUUGAGGCACAGAAAUCCAGAACUAAUUAAAGAGAGAGCUUCAUCACCCAUCUGCUAUUUAUCUCCUCCUUCCUAAGUCAGCCGUCGGGCUGGAGGAGGCUCUGAAGUCGGCUCCUCUUCCAGCAGCUGAUGAACUGGAGUGUCUUGCCAAACAAACUUCAACUGAAAAAUACUAAUUUAUUAAGAAGCUAAUUUAUUUACUGUGGCAGCUGGAGCAGGAUGCUUGAAGCAGACACCCCUCGUGGAGCUGUGAGGAUUGCCUCUGGGAGCAGCUGCACAAAUGGAGGUGGCUAAUAAGAAAACAGAACGCAGUCGUGACUUUCUACUUGUAUCCCCCAGGAUGAGAUUCUGCAUAAAGCAACAUUGUGUGAAUAAAGAUUUUAAUAAAGCAACAUUGAUAGAUUGUUUAAGUCUC
Columba livia (rock pigeon) is the source of this 5083-nucleotide messenger RNA. RefSeq names its product FAM20B glycosaminoglycan xylosylkinase (gene FAM20B). NCBI's taxonomy places the organism in Eukaryota, Metazoa, Chordata, Aves, Columbiformes, Columbidae. Gene Ontology annotation, cellular component: Golgi apparatus. Gene Ontology annotation, molecular function: phosphotransferase activity, alcohol group as acceptor. Gene Ontology annotation, biological process: proteoglycan biosynthetic process. The transcript is spliced from 8 exons. The record is from RefSeq and is a predicted model, not a curated record. Bases 333 to 1562 code for a protein of 409 amino acids.